AUGCCACAGCUGGGACAGGGGACUCAGCCAGACCCACCCAGGUCUGGAGGUGCAGGUGGGUGCGGUCUGGGACUGGAAAGAGGUCUGAGCGGGCAGCAGGACCCUGAACGCUGUCCCCAGGUGGCCCAGAAGAAGGGGGUCAGCAGCCUCUCUUCCCUCGACCCGGAGGUCCUGUCCGUCUUUGUGCCUCCUUUCAUCAGUAAGGAGGACGCUCAGGUGGCCGGCGCCAACUGUGGGACCCUCAGCAAGACCAGAAGGCGCUCUUUCAGAAAGAAGAGGGAGAAGCCCAAGACAGAGCCCGGGAAGGGGCCUCCUGAAGACGUCAGCAUCCCUAACGGCGUGGACCUGCUCGCCCUGCCCCAGCUCUGCUUCCCAGGCGGCGUGUGUGUGGCCUCCGAACCGAAGGAGGACUCCGUGCACUUUCUGGUGCUGACCGACGUCUGUGGGGACAGGACGUACGGCGUGGUUGCCCAGUACUACCGGCCCCUGCGCGACGAGUCCUGUUUCUACAAUGGCAAGAUGAACUGGGAGCCGGUCAGGCCGAGCGCGGGUGCGGCCGGCUGCUUCGUGCCCUUUGCGGUGUGCGUGGUCUCCAGGUUCCCCUAUUACACCGCCCUCAAGGACUGCCUGUCCUGUUUAUUGACGCAUCUGAAGUGCUGUAAAGAUUUUGAAGUUGACAAUCAUAUAAAAGAUUUUGCUGCAAAGCUGUCCUUAAUACCUAGCCCGCCACCUGGACCACUUCAUUUGGUGUUCCACAUGAAGCCGCUGCAGAUCGUGCUCCCGGCCCGCGCGGACCCCGAGAGCCCCCUCAUCGACCUGGACCUGCACCUGCCGCUGCUGUGCUUCCGGCCGGAGAAGGUGCUGCAGAUCCUGGCAUGCCUGCUGACGGAGCGGCGGGUGGUGCUCUUCUCGUCCAGCUGGGCCCUGCUGCCCCUGGUCGCCGAGUGCCUCCUGGCCUACCUGCACCCCCUGCAGUGGCAGCACACACUGGCACCCGUCCUGUCGGGCCAGAUGCUGGACUUCCUCAUGGCGCCCACGGCCUUCCUCAUGGGCUGCCACCUGGACCACUUCCAAGAAGUCAGCAAGGAAGCAGAUGGUUUAGUUCUGAUCAAUAUCGACAAUGGGACCGUCACCUCCUCUAAUGACGAGGACAUCGAUGUUCCCGACAUCCCUCUCCUGGCGGCACAGACCUUUAUUCAGAGGGUCCAGAGCCUGCAGCUGCACCACGAGCUGGACCUGGCGCACCUGGGCGCCAGCACAGACCUGAACGAGGGCCGGGCGCGCCGGCGGGCCUGGCAGCAGACGCUCAACCACCAGCUGCAGCAGGCGGGCCUGCAGCUGCUCGUCGGCAUCUUCAGGGAGGUGAAGAAUUACUUAAAUUACGAGCACAGAGUGUUUAACAGCGAGGAGUUUCUCAAGACCAGAGCUCCGGGGGACCAGCGGUUUUACAAGCAGGUUCUGGAUACCUACAUGUUUCACUCUUUCCUUAAAGCCCGGCUCAGCAGAAGGAUGGACGCCUUCGCCCAGAUGGACCUCGACAUGCAGUCUGACGAGGACAGGUGUGGUCACCGGUGUAGGGGCGGGACUCCGGGGGCCCGGACGCCCCAGCAGCGAGCCGUUAUCUGGGUUCCCACCGGCGGCAGCAUCACACACGUGAGCGGCUUCCCGGGAUGGGUGGGACCCUGCCGGGGCCGCCGGUCUCCAGUCACACUGCCCUGCCCCCGAAGAGCAGGGACAGGCCCGCCCGCCCUCCUGGUCCCGCAGGUGCCUGAUCGGAAGAGUCCUCCCCCCUCGGGGUCCCAGCACCUCAGCGCCUCGAACAAUCGGUUGAUGGUGUUGGCGUCCUUCACGAUGCCCGACUCCUGGACCCUCUUCACGAAGUCAUCCAGCUGCAUGUGCUUCUUAGGCAGCUCGAAGUUCUUCACGCGGUCGUCGGGCUUGGGGGCGUCCCCGGGCUUGUCCACGACCUCGCUGAUGAGCCGGCGCAGCUCGGGCACCUGCUCGGCCUGGGCGCGCUCCGGGCCCGACAUGGACUCCAGCGUCCUCCGCACCAGGUCGGCGGGGAAGAUCCUGAGUACCAGGCUCAGCCCAGCACUCAAGUCUCAGCAAAUAAAAGUGUCCCGUGUUCUUGGGGUGCCCUGGAAGCAGAGUGGGAGUCCCUUGUUCAACUUGGGGGUAGGCAGAGCUUUCGGGAAGAGGCACAUGGGUUCCUGCUUUACAUGGCACCUGAGGUGCAGGACAGGAGGACAGGGACACAUCUGUUGCGGGGUCUGCAGGUCAGCUGCCCACUUUCUCUUCGCUCUAGUGCGGAGCGAGGCCCCCCAGGCAACAUACUCCUUCAAGAUCCCGGAGAUCCACUUCCCGCUGGUGAGCCAGUGCGUCCAGGCCUACCUCUCGGACUGCGUGGCCCUGCUGAGCAAGGCCAUGGGGCUCCUGGCGCCCGACAGCUCCGUGCUGCUGGCCCGCUUCUUCUACCUGCGGGGGGCCGUGCACCUGAUGCAGGGCCAGCUGCUGGAUGCCCUCCUGGACUUCCAGAGCCUGUACAAGACGGACCUCAGGAUCUUCCCCGCCGACCUGGUGCGGAGGACGCUGGAGUCCAUGUCGGGCCCGGAGCGCGCCCAGGCCGAGCAGGUGCCCGAGCUGCGCCGGCUCAUCAGUGAGGUCAUGGACAAGCCCGGGGACGCCCCCAAGCCCGACGACCGCGUGAAGAACUUCGAGCUGCCUAAGAAGCACAUGCAGCUGGAUGACUUCGUGAAGAGGGUCCAGGAGUCGGGCAUCGUGAAGGACGCCAACACCAUCAACCGAUUGUUCGAGGCGCUGACUGUAGGACACCAGAAACAGAUUGACCCGGAAACAUUCAGAGAUUUCUACAACUGCUGGAAGGAGGCCGAGGCAGAGGCCCAGGAGGUCAGUCUGCCUGCGUCGGUGACGGAGCACCUGGAUAAGAGCGAGUGUGUCUACAAGCUGUCGAGGUCCGUCAAGACCAACCGCGGCGUGGGCAAGAUCGCCAUGACCCAGAAGCGCCUGUUCCUCCUGACCGAGGGGCGGCCGGGCUACGUGGAGAUCUCCACCUUCAGGGACAUAGAGGAGGUCCGGAAUACCACGGUAGCCUUUCUGCUUCUGCGAAUCCCCACUUUGAAGAUUAAAACGGCGUCCAGGAAGGACGUCUUUGAAGCCAAUCUGAAGACAGAGUGUGACGUGUGGCACCUGAUGGUGAAGGAGAUGUGGGCCGGGAAGCAGCUGGCCGACGGCCACAAGGACCCGCAGUACGUCCAGCAGGCGCUGACCCACGUCCGGCUGAUGGGCGCCGUCGUCGGCACGCUGCAGUCGCCGGGCGCCGUGUACGCUGCCUCCAAGCUGGCGUACUUCGACAGGAUGAGGAGCGAAAGUAAGACGGGCGCGUCGGCAGAGUCCUGCUGUCUGAACGGGUCUGGGUCGUCUUUCCUGGGGGACGCCAGCACCGGUCCCUUCGGAGCGGUUCCCUUUAAAAACACUUUUGGGUUCUGUUUUUCAGGGCACCUAGACCCGGCGGAAAAGGUGGAGGACUCCCACCCCAAGCUCUGGUGCGCUCUGCAAGAGGGCAAGGUGAUCGUGUUUGACGCCUCCUCCUGGACGGUUCACCAGCACUGCUUCAGAGUGGGCGGGGCGAGGCUGAGCUGCAUGGCGAUGGCGGAGCGGAGCCAGGUGUGGGUCGGCUCGGAGGACUCUGUCAUCUACAUCAUCAACGUCCACAGCAUGUCCUGCGACAAGCAGCUCACGGACCACCGCGCCAGCGUCACGGGCUUGGCCGUGCAGAGCGGGGCGCCCAGCAAGGUGUAUUCGUGCAGCGCCGACGGGACGGUCCUGGCGUGGAACGUGAGCACCCUGCGCGUGACCGGAAGGUUCCAGCUGCCGGGCGGCGGGCUUUCGUCCAUCCUCCUGCACGAUGACUGUCUGUGGUGCUGCACAGGGACCAGCAUCGUGGCCGUGACGACCGGUGGGCGUCUCGUUCAGGAGCUGAGGGCCGAGGGGACCUUCCAGGACACGAGCACCUGCUUCCUGAGCUUCCAGCUGCUCCCCGAGCAGGAGCAGCUCUGGGUGGCGUGUGCUGGCUGUGACGGCGUCUACAUUUGGAGCCUGCGGGACCUGGCCCAGCCCCCGCAGCGGGUCCGCCUGCAGGACUGCUCCGAGGUCAGCUGCAUGAUCAGGGUCAAGCAGCAGAUCUGGGUAGGCGGCACAAGUCUGUCACAGGGCAAGUCCCAAGGGAAAAUCUAUGUGAUCGACGCCAAGAGGAAGACGGUGGAGAAGGAGCUGGUGGCCCACGCGGACGCGGUGAGGACGCUGUGCUCAGCGGAGGACAGAUACGUGCUGAGUGGGUCAGGCAGCGGGGAGGGCAAGAUUGCCAUCUGGAAGGUGGAGUGAGCGGAGGACAGAGAUGUGCCGGUGGGGUUGUGCCGGAGGCCGCGUGGCAUCCCCAGCACGCGCCUGCCAGGCCCCUUGGCCUCGGAACACACGGCGCCCUUUCUCGGACUUUCCUGAUGGAACGGUGCCAACCGUGUUUCAGGUCGGGGCGCUUUGCAGGCAGACUGAUGCAUCCGUUUGCUAAUAACCUCUGUGAACCAGUGUGUUGUCUGGAAGGUUCCAGAGCCCCACCCGGGAGCCAGCACGGAGCUGGUUGGAAGGGACUUAGCCAGAUCACAUAGGACCUGGUCCUGCCUGCUCCACUUCCUUCAGUCCACGCAGCACUGCGAACCUCAGGCUCACGGGAAGACCUGCCCGCGGCCCUAGGUUGGCUUUCUGUCGCCCGAGAAGUUCACGGGAGGAGGGGUUUGUAAAUGACCACGUAGUGGUUGAGCGGAUUUGUGCCUUCGCGGCCCCUGCUCUGAGCGGGGGGCCGGGCUCGCUGGGGGCAGCCCUGACUUUGUCUUGCCCUUUUACCUAAAAGGCAAAAUUCUUCUAACGAAGAAGCCUAGAGAAGCUUUCCCACCAGAGCUCACAGGCGGUUCCGCCCGGACGCGCACAUGCGCUGGCCGCCACGAGGGGGCGCCGCUGUGCAUCCUGGUGCUUCAUUCCCGAACCGAAGAUGCUCUUAUUAGCUUACUGUAAGGAACUAAACAUUUGCAAAAAGA
Molecule: messenger RNA, 5108 nt
Organism: Suricata suricatta (meerkat)
Lineage: Eukaryota; Metazoa; Chordata; Mammalia; Carnivora; Herpestidae
Gene: DENND3
Product: DENN domain containing 3
Exons: 24
Coding region: 1-4401 (1466 amino acids)
Biological process (GO): regulation of Rab protein signal transduction
Cellular component (GO): cytoplasmic vesicle
Molecular function (GO): protein binding
Source: RefSeq, a predicted model, not a curated record